Messenger RNA from Panicum virgatum (switchgrass), 1417 nucleotides. RefSeq lists its product as uncharacterized. NCBI's taxonomy places the organism in Eukaryota, Viridiplantae, Streptophyta, Magnoliopsida, Poales, Poaceae. The record is from RefSeq and is a predicted model, not a curated record. Bases 143 to 1216 code for a protein of 357 amino acids. The transcript has a single exon.
CUCUGUCACGUUGCCUUCCCUUUCCACGCCGGCCGCAUCUAUCCGAUCGACUGAUCGGUAAUCGCCGCCGCAGGGCUCUCGCAUCUUCUCCCCCGGUCCGCCGCCCAAACCUCCCUCCAUAAGCCGCCGGUUCGUGAACCUCAUGGUCUACGGGAGUAUCGGCCGCUACCGCCAUCCUGUCACCACUCUGCACCGCAUCAACCCGUGGAGAUGCUUCUACCCAACAACACAGCAGGCACUGGCCGCGGCUGAAAACAGCAACGGCGUCACCGUGGAGGACGCUCGGCUACCUCGUGCCGCCAUAUCCUUCUACGAUCCCGUCGAGGAGGAAACCAUCGGCGACAGGCACUUCGCCUCCCUCGGCAGCAGCAGCAGCAACGGCAUCAUCUCCAUGCACCCCGACGGGAACACUUUCCUCUACGACGGCGCCUCCCGCGGCCUCCGCGUGAUGCCCGCGCCGCACUCGCCCAAGAAUUCUUCGGUCUUCCUCACCGUCGGGGACGGCCUCUAUAUCCUCGAGAAGAACCCUGGGGCGGACGAGGAAGACCAUUCCUUCGAGGCCCUCAUCCACCACGCACCGAGCGAUGGGAGACGCUUCACCGACGAGAAUUGGUACUGGCGCUCUCUCCCGCCGCCUUCCUAUGCCUAUGAGGACUACGAGUGCCAGAAGGUGGGGGACUACUACGACGGGAGGGACCCCUACGGCAUCCGCGCCUACGCGGUGGUCGGCGACUCGCAGAUAUGGAUAUCCACGAGGGGUGGUGGCACCUUCUCCUUCGACACGACAAGCGGCGGCGUGUGGAGCGAGGCCGGCGACUGGGCGCUGCCGUUUUACGGCCGCGUAGAGUAUGCCCCCGAGCUCGGGCUCUGGUUCGGUUUCACGUCGGAGGGCAGGCAGUUGCCGCAGUUCGCUGCCUACGACCUUGGCGCGGCAUCCCCGACGAGCCCACCGGUGCUUCGCAAAGUGUGGGACGAGCUCGCGCAACCGCCGCCGCCGCGGUGGGUCCCGCUGAUGGGCUUCCUCCUGCCUCUGGGUGGAGGCAAGUUUUGGGUCGCCAGGAUGUUCGACCUGGCGCAUAAAGGCUGGUGCCGGGGGAAGAGCGGCAACGACUACCUGGACGUGGAGGUCGUGCGUGGCAGCAGAGGGGCGCUCAGGAUGAUCAGGCACAAGUCAAGGCGUUACAGCGUCGGCUGCACGUUCGCCGAACUGCUGUGAGGUGAACUCCGUUUGUAACGGGUGUUCUAGCCGAGAAUAAUCCACCAUUGUAUGGUCGAAGUAAUAAGUUUUCUAGGCCAAAUCAAUCAGCAUACAUGUUCAACAUGUAAAAAAAAAGUUUUCCUGUGAUUAUUAUGGCCUAUGAUCAAACUAGUUUGAACAAGUAAGCAGAAUUGAGAUUGCGAUAAGGAGGAUUUAGUU